AUGAGAGUUAAAGUGAGCUGUGCAGGUGCUACCGACAAGGUAGUUAGCGUAAACGGAGAAAGCUCUCUCAGAGAGUUGUUAAAAGCAUGGGGGGAAAUCGAUGGCAUCCGGUGGGUGAGAUAUGGAUAUCCGCCACAGGUGUUAGAAGUGACGACGGCAAACGUAGGCCAGAGCCUUAGUGGCCUGGGGAUUGGUUCGGGGGAAAAGGUUACCAUCGUGCGGGAGGACACGCCGACAGCAAAGACAGCGCAGUUGGCACAGCCGGUGCAGCGAGUGCGGCUGCAUGAGAACCAGAUUUCAUUGGAUGGUAUCUGGCCCGGCAAAAUUCUACAGGUUCACUCAGUUCCGGACGACAAUUCUUGCAUGUUCCACGCUAUUUCUUACUGCACAAGCCAGGAUCUCUCACGAUCACAAGAGUUGCGUGGAGUUGUGGCUACGCAGAUCGCGGGCGACCCCAUCGAAUACUCCGACGCCAUCCUGGGGCGGCCGAAUCACGAGUACUCGCGGUGGAUCUUGAAACGCAGUUCUUGGGGCGGUGGCAUCGAGCUCGCAGUGCUAUCGCGCGUGCUCAAGACCUGUAUCAUGGUAAUGGACGUGGACGCGUGCAAAUUCGAAAGGUUCAACGAGGAGCAGUUCGACAAUUUUGUGAUGGUGGCGUUCAACGGUGUGCACUACGAUGCGAUGGAGGUAAUUGAUGAGACCGGCAGCCGCCGACCCCUCACGGUGUUCAACCAAAAGGCUCACAGAGCGGACGCGAUGCUAGCACGAGCGCUGGAAGCGGCUGCGCGGCUGAAGAAACACGGCUAUUCUUUCAAUACCACACGCGACCGGAUCCGGUGCAAUGUGUGCGGGCAUCAUUUUGUGGGCGAGCGCGAGGUUGCGCGACACGCUGAGAAAACCGGCCAUGUCGAUUUCGGUCAGAGCAGUGGUAUCUCCCGCUAG
Lachancea thermotolerans CBS 6340 is the source of this 942-nucleotide messenger RNA. It is a transcript of the gene OTU1, whose product is annotated as ubiquitin-specific protease OTU1. Gene Ontology annotation, molecular function: cysteine-type deubiquitinase activity. Gene Ontology annotation, cellular component: nucleus; cytosol. Gene Ontology annotation, biological process: endoplasmic reticulum unfolded protein response; protein deubiquitination. Lineage: Eukaryota; Fungi; Ascomycota; Saccharomycetes; Saccharomycetales; Saccharomycetaceae. The transcript has a single exon. The record is from RefSeq and is a predicted model, not a curated record. Bases 1 to 942 code for a protein of 313 amino acids.